Messenger RNA from Punctularia strigosozonata HHB-11173 SS5, 659 nucleotides. RefSeq lists its product as uncharacterized. The annotation marks the transcript as partial. The record is from RefSeq and is a predicted model, not a curated record. Lineage: Eukaryota; Fungi; Basidiomycota; Agaricomycetes; Corticiales; Punctulariaceae. The transcript has 2 exons.
GCUGAACAUACUAAACGCCCCUUGGGCAACAUGGCAGCGCACUCUCCGCCUCCACCCAUCGCUGGCGGCACCACCUCCGUCGACCCGAACCCGAAGAGCUCGUACGGAUCCGCGGCCGCGCAGAACCUGCGGAGCGCCAUCGCCAACGCGGACGCCGCCCGGUCGAGCAGCAGCGCCAGCACCCGAAGCGGCAGCCCGACGCCCCGCACCUGGCUCAGACGCUUCUCCGAGUCGCUCUCGCCCUUCAUGGCCCCGACAAACGCGAACGGCCCGCCGCCGAUGCCUGUGCGCCCCAGCGACCACGCGUGCGCCGACCAGCCUGGCGCCGAGGAGGCCGUCGAGGCCCCACCCGCGCAGCAGACGCACCUCGGUCUCAGCGCGUCCCUGCUGACGAGAGCCGGCCUGCUACCUUCGCGCUCGUACGCCUCCACCAUCCACCUCCCGCCGCACAUCCCUCGGCUCGGCGCCACGCCCACCUCCCAAGGCGACAUCCGCGCAAGCACGAUGCAGCUCUCCGCGCUCCCCCUCCCCUCCUCCUACUCGCCCUCUCUCUCGCCCUUCAAGCACACGACCGCCCACGGCUCUCCGUCCAUCCUCAAGCAGCCCGGGAGCGCCGUCUCCACACCCGCCCCGAUCCCGGAAAACAGCCCUCCGCCCGC